AUGGGUAAAGAAGAUUUGCAGAAAGUUAAGCUUAAAAUUGGUAGUGUCGUAAAAAAUCAAUGGCAGAUAUUACGCCGAAUUGGAGAAGGUGGCUAUGGCCUAGUUUUCCAGGUGGUUAAUAUGCAAAAUCCAGUCCAAAUGGCAGCUAUGAAGACCGAACCUGUUGGGAUGCUUAACGACGAUCAAAUACUGAAAAUGGAAGUACAUGUUUUAAAAAAGCUGGACAAAUCAAAGCAUGCAUGCAAAAUUUAUGCAGCUGGAAAGGGUGAAAAUUAUUAUUUUCUAAUAAUGACUUUAUUAUCAAAAUCAUUAAGUGAAUUACGGAAGCACUGUCCAAAUCAGCGUUUCACGUUGUCAACAUCAGUGAAGUUAUGCAUGCAAUGUCUGGAAGGAAUUGAAGAUUUACAUAAUGCCGGAUUUAUCCACCGAGAUGUGAAACCGUCAAAUUUUGCAAUGGGACGUAAACCAUCAGUAAUGCAUACCGUAUUCAUGCUUGAUUUCGGUCUUGCCAGACAAUACUAUAUAUAUGAUGAAAAAGGUAACACUAAACUACGUGAACCACGUAAAACGGCACCAUUUCGCGGUACGAUUCGAUACUGCUCGAUAAACGUCCAUCGUCAUGAAGAGCAAGGACGUCAUGAUGAUUUAUGGUCGCUUUUAUAUAUGACUGCCGAAAUGAUACUUGGCACUUUGCCGUGGUAUAACCCAUUAAAAUAA
This is a messenger RNA of Loa loa (African eye worm), 717 nucleotides long. RefSeq names its product CK1/TTBK protein kinase. Gene Ontology annotation, cellular component: cytoplasm; nucleus. The record is from RefSeq and is a predicted model, not a curated record. The transcript is spliced from 5 exons. Lineage: Eukaryota; Metazoa; Nematoda; Chromadorea; Rhabditida; Onchocercidae. Gene Ontology annotation, molecular function: protein serine/threonine kinase activity; ATP binding. Bases 1 to 717 code for a protein of 238 amino acids. Gene Ontology annotation, biological process: signal transduction; peptidyl-serine phosphorylation.